AUGGAUGCCGACUCCCUCUUCAUCUCCGAUGGUGUCGACUUGCAGUGGGCCUGUGACCUUGGAAAAGACUUUGUGUUUGCAGGAGACCUCAACGUGGUCUUCAAUGCCGGACACUUCCUGGCUCGCCGGGGCGCGUGGGCUGAGCGAUUCCUGAGCGAUGCGUUUCGAAUCCACCCGUGGCCCGAUUGGGAGGAUAACGGCGCCAUGAUGAUUUUGCUGGGUGGGGGAUGCGCAGACGAGCCCAGCAGCUGGCGAGCGGCCUUCGAGCGUAUGAAGGUACCGACCAGGAGCCCUGGAGAAUGCCACAGAGCCAUGACACAGCUGCUACCGCGCAACGUGGCGGAGCACGUCCAGGUCGUCCCUCAACACUU
Messenger RNA from Symbiodinium necroappetens, 371 nucleotides. The record is from the annotation of a GenBank genome assembly. Lineage: Eukaryota; Dinophyceae; Suessiales; Symbiodiniaceae.